Penicillium samsonianum is the source of this 792-nucleotide messenger RNA. RefSeq names its product HMG-box. NCBI's taxonomy places the organism in Eukaryota, Fungi, Ascomycota, Eurotiomycetes, Eurotiales, Aspergillaceae. The coding region runs from base 1 to 792 and encodes 263 amino acids. The transcript has a single exon. The record is from RefSeq and is a predicted model, not a curated record.
AUGGUGCGGAAACUUGAACCGCUGAAAGACCUACCUAUUCCAAUCGUCGAAGAUAUUCUUUAUCGACCACUAAGUGACCUCCUGAACGAUGAGGUGGACAUUCCUGUAAAAGACAUACGCACCUGGGUACAUCGAUCGUCCGCAGAUCGUAUGGAAGAAGCCAAGAAAAAGGAAAAGAUUACGCGACCAAUGAAUGCGUUCUUACUCUACCGAUUUGCCUACUAUGGGCUUUUCAAGGAGUAUUUGCGACAGAAGGAUCACCGCAGCGAUGGACAAGCUAUCUCCAAGGCCAUUGGGCUGAAAUGGCGGAGUGAAGAAAGGGCUGUUCGAUGCAAUUUUGAAGAGCUAGCAAGCAUCGAGCGCCAUCACCACUCCACGCUGCAAUCCAGGUUCAACCAGUCCACCUUUAAGAGGCUCCAGUCGCGUAUUAAGCGGGUAUCAUCAUCUCCCACCAGCCCAGAUACAGAAAUGCGCGGCGAGUCUGUCAACAGCCAGAAUGACAAAAGACCUUCCCCGGAAGCUGCUUCACUAGUCAUUGAACAGCCAGAACGACAAUUUGGCCACCCCGUCGGCUUACAGUGGCCUGCAAUACCUGACUGGGGAAUUAUGGAUAGCUCGCCGGUGCCGCCAGAGAUAUUCUCCAGCCCCUGCCAUCUUGACAAUACGCCGUACCAAUAUGGCGACCUAGCAAGUGCUAGUUUCCACAACAAUUCCUCGGACGAGCAUUGGUCUGAGCUGCAUAGCCAGCCAAUAUGCGUCGGCUAUAUCAAUCCUCAACUUUUGCUCCAGUAG